Morchella sextelata is the source of this 2412-nucleotide messenger RNA. RefSeq lists its product as uncharacterized. NCBI's taxonomy places the organism in Eukaryota, Fungi, Ascomycota, Pezizomycetes, Pezizales, Morchellaceae. Gene Ontology annotation, molecular function: protein binding. The record is from RefSeq and is a predicted model, not a curated record. The transcript is spliced from 7 exons. Bases 1 to 2412 code for a protein of 803 amino acids.
AUGGAUUUAUUUAUGAUUGCCUUGAGCAUAGAUAAUUUUACAAUAUCACAAUCAAUCGAAGGGCAAGUCGUGGCUGUGGAUAAGUCUGUGAAAGAUAUCCAGAACAGAAUCCAGGUGGUUUCUGAAACCCAAAGUGACGAGAAGGCUUCUCGUGAUAGGGAAAGACGCAAGGUGGUUCUCAAUUGGCUGUAUUCUGAUGAUUUUGAUACAAAGCACACCGAUAUCAGCAACCGGAGGCAGAAGGGUACUGGCGAGUGGCUCUUAAAUUCUCCAGAGAUGCAGAGUUGGAUUAUGGGAUCGCAUCCGUCUAAAUUACUCUGGGGCUAUGGGAUCCCUGGUGCCGGGAAAACUUUUAUUAGUUCCGGUGUGAUCGAGCAUCUCAAAGACCGGGCUGAUGCGUCUGACUGCGGUGUGGCAUAUGUCUACUUUGAUUACAAAGAAAGAGACAAUCAAACACCUAUUCUAGUUCUUGCGAGCUUGGCUAAGCAGCUUGGGUACCAAAUUCCACACCUACCGCAGAAGAUCAGCACACUUUACGAGGAACAUGUGAACAAAGGCAAACGACCUAGCCUAGAGGAGCUUCUUAUCGUUCUUUUAUCAAUAUUCGCUUCAUUCAAACAGGUCUUUAUAGUCUUCGACGCGUUGGACGAAUGUAACCAGAAAGGUCAACGAGAUAAAUUUCUCCCCCUGUUCCAUUCUUUGGGGGAGGGCGGUGCCAAUUUAUUUAUAACAAGUCGAUAUUACCCUGAAGACAUACAGGUGUCGUUCAAAAAUGUACCAAGAAUAAAAAUCAUGGCUUCCGGAGAAGAUAUAAAAAGCUAUAUUCUACAGAAGCUAGAGGAGAACCCACGAGUAAAGCGUUUGGCUGAAAAGGCUAAAUGUGAAGAUAGGAUAAUUUCCGAACUCACCGAACGCGCGAAUGGAAUGUUUCUACUCGUUCAUUUUCAUAUUGAGUAUCUCUGCCAGCAAACAACAGCAAAUCAGCUUCUGUCAGCGCUUGAAUCCUUCGGUACCGAAGACUCGUACACAGAGAAACAUCCUCUAGAUACUACAUACGACCGUGUCGUGGAGAGUAUCCGCCAACAACCGAAACGUCUUGCUGAGCUCGCAAUAAAAAUACUUUCCUGGAUUGUGAAGGCACAGAGGGCACUCACAGUCGAAGAGAUACAAAUAGCGGUGUCUAUAAAUCCAAACCUUUCUGCACUUGACGAACUAGAUGUGCCAGAAAAAGCGACACUACUCGAGGUCUGCGCCAGUUUGGUGAUAAUCGACGAGAGUAACUUUGUGCGUCUUGCCCAUCUUACCGUCCAGGAGUACCUACUGAGGAGUACUGUUCUCUUGUUGGAAAUCGACUACGAGAUAGCCCUGGCUUGUAUAACUUAUUUCUCAUUCGAAAUAUUUACCGCAAACUCGCCGCACUCAAAAAGUACGCUUAAACGCGAGCUAUACGCGUAUCCAUUUCUCGAAUAUGGGGCCAGACACUUGGUUUAUCAUCUUAAACAUUGCAAUGAGAUUCAAUCGAAGGAUGCAAUUCUCGAAUUUCUCAAACGUCAUAAACAAAGUGCUUUUUGGUUUCGGGCGAACUUGAGUUUAAUGAUUAUAUUGAAUUCGAUCUAUCUUGAGGAGAUGAUAUUUCCUCUCCCGUUUCAUAUUGCAGUGUAUUUCGGAAAUCGUCUGGCAGUAAAGCAUUUAUUAGACGAAGGAUUUAGUGUCUUGGACUUGGAUGGAUUCGAACGGUCAGUAGUACAUUGGGCAGCCAUGUCAGGAGAAAGAGCGAUUCUCGAAUUACUGUUGAAAUACGGGGCCGAGGUUUUGAAUUCUGAUGCGGAGUCUUAUACGGCCCUACACUACGCCUCUUCCUCCGGACACGUUGAAAUUGCAAAGCUCUUGAUUGACCGUGGUUCUAAUAUUUCUGCUACAACGUACAAGGAGGAAACGCCACUCCACCUAGCGGCGGACAGCGGUCAUAUAAAGAUGGCCGAGCUCUUGCUUGACCGUGGUGCUCGUGUUUCUGCUACAACAGACGACAGUGAAACGCCACUCCAUCUAGCGGCGGACAGCGGUCAUGUAAAGAUGGCCGAGCUCUUGCUUGACCGUGGUGCUCGUGUUUCUGCUACAACAUACGGCAGGGAAACGCCACUCCAUCUAGCGGUGGACAGCGGUCAUGUAAAGAUGGCCGAGCUCUUGCUUGACUGUGGUGCUGAUGUUUCUGCUACAACGUACGUCGGCAGGGAAACGCCACUGCAUAUUGCGGCGGACAGCGGUCAUGUAAAGAUGGUCGAGCUCUUGCUUGACCGUGGUGCUGAUAUUUCUGCUACAACGAGCUACGGGAAAACGCCACUGCAUAUUGCGGCACUCCGCCGGAAUUUUACGAGUGUACGAGCACUUGAAUCCCGGUUGUUUUCGUUUUAG